Molecule: messenger RNA, 225 nt
Organism: Debaryomyces tyrocola
Lineage: Eukaryota; Fungi; Ascomycota; Pichiomycetes; Serinales; Debaryomycetaceae
Source: the annotation of a GenBank genome assembly
AUGAACAUUGUAUAUUGGAUAUUCCCAGAAACAAAGGGCCUAGAUUUAGAAGAAGUGGCGCAAGUUUUUGGCGAGGACGUUAUUCGUGAAUAUAGGGCUAGUGAUGAAGCUCUUGAAUAUGGUACAGAUGCCGAUUUAUUUAAGUCUGAAGGAUUUGUGGAUCAUAUUGAAGAUAAGAAUAAAAGGACCUUGUUUAAUUUAUGUUAUGCUUCUUUAUUUUUUUAA